UGGGAUGAUAGAUGAUUUGGUUUGUUUCACCCAUGAUGCUGUGAUGUGCAAUGUGCCAUUGCAAGUUGGACAAAGAGUCAUAGCUCUUGUAGAAGAGGAUAAAACCACUAAUGGAUUAAAGGCAAUCAAGGUUCAGAUUUCCAGUGUUUGUGGAAGAAUUGGUGUGGUAGAUAACAGUGUGUUUUUCACUCUGGAUUCAUUGAUACUUCCUGAUGGUUAUAUGCCCCAUAGGAAUGAUCUGGUCAAUGUGGUUGUGGUGGAGAGUAAUCAGUCAUGUUAUAGUUGGAGAGCGCUUUGCAUGAGUCCGUCAGAAAAUAACAGGACGUCUUCAGCCAAUGGAGUGAACUUGAAUGAGCCAUAUGAAAACUUAUUGAAGGACAAAGGAGGUCUCUGGGUGUCAAAAACAACAGACUUUGGAACACUCAAACUAGGAGAGAAGAAAAGCAUGGAAGUCUGGAUUGAGAAUAAAGGACAAGGAACACACUGUUUAAUUAGCUGCAAAUUAGGUGGCUGGGAAAAAGAGAAACAAUUUUGUCUUCAAAUGCCAAGAGAAGACCACAAGAAUUCUUCAGCUUCUCUAACAUCAGCUAUUACACCAAAAGUGGAUCUAAAGAAAAUUGGAGACCAGGAUAAGUCCAUUAUUGGAACAGCUGAAAAACUAAACAACGAAAAAGAAGUUAUAAAAGGAAAAACAGGGCCCAGUAUAGAGAUUUCUCUGCCUCCUGGUACAAAGACUUGCAUAGUGAUUUUAUGCACGGCAAAAAACCUGGGUCGUUGCAAAGAACUUCUGUUGCUCUGUUUUUCUGACUGCAUUAUUGGGCGCUACAUUGAAGCAACUAUUGUAACUGCGGAAGAGUUGCAAAUAGCAGCUACUGAGCCUUUUUGCCCAAGAAAACCUCAAAUUACUCCAGAGUUCCAGUAUACAAAAGCAAUUGUGUCUUUACCAGACGUAAAAAGAAAGUCAAGGAGACAGCUACCAAGCUUCAUUCCUCAUUAUCCUGUUCCAGAUAGAUUAAGGAAAUGUGUGGAAAACAGAUGGGAUGUUUUGAUUUUCGAACCACAUCUUGGAGAGGGCCUCUGUCUAGCUAACUAUAAAGCAUUUUUUUCUACACUGCUGUGGCUUGAGGAAAUCCAUGAAGAGAUGGAAGUGAAGAGUUUUGCCCUGUGCGGAGUCUCUUUGAAAAGAAAUGGGAACUUCCUAGUUCUUGACGUGCCUGGGGUCACAGAGGGUCGCCCUUCUUUAUGCACAGGUGACAAGGUGAUAUUGAAGACCCAAGAUUACUUGGAGCAAAUAAGUUAUAUUGCAUCUGUCACUGAGAUUCAUGAAGAAGAAGUUACUCUAAACCUUAACCCAGAGUUUGAACAGGCUUAUAAUGGUGAACCCAUGGAUGUGGAGUUUACAUUUAGCAGGACUUCUACCAGGAGGUGCCAUUUUGCAGUAGAACAAGCCAUCCAUCUGCACGAAAAGGUUUUAUUUCCAGACAGUCUUGCAGUGCAGUCUCCUCAAGUUGUCAAGCAGUGGUGUGAUUCAGAGUUUACUGGCAGCACUGAAAGACAGAGCAUCCCACAAGAAGAUGAGUCUGAGAAGGAACUCCGUGGUAAUAGAGAAAGGCUUCCAAAGGAGAACAAGGCAGCAGUUGUGCCUGGUAUGGUUACUAUUGCCACACAAACAAUGAAUGGCUCAGCAACUUCUCAGCCAAGCGAUGAUGACUUCUUCAAUCCUUUUCUGAAUGAGCGUCAGAAACUAGCAGUGAAAAGAAUACUUAGUGGUGAAUGUCGUCCCAUGCCUUAUAUUAUUUUUGGACCACCUGGAACUGGCAAAACUGUAACAGUAAUUGAAGCAGUUUUACAGGUACAUUACAAUUUACCAGACAGCCGAAUCCUAGUUUGUGCAUCAUCAAAUAGCGCAACAGAUCUGAUUUGUUUACGACUUCAUGACAGUAACAUGUUAAAGCCCGGAGCUAUGGUCAGAGUGAAUGCGUCCAGCAGAAAUGAACAGUGUCUGAGCGAUGUAAUAAAGCUUUACUGCAAAGAUGGAGAAGACAUUUGGCAAGCAUCUCGGUUUAGGAUCAUUGUCGUCACGUGCAGCAGUGCUGGAAUGUUCUACCAAAUAGGAAUAAGGGUUGGACACUUCACACAUGUAUUUGUGGAUGAAGCAGGCCAGGCAAGUGAACCUGAAUGCCUAAUCCCAUUGGGGUUGAUUUCUGAAAUCAACGGACAGAUAGUGCUUUCGGGUGAUCCAAUGCAGUUAGGCCCAGUCAUAAAAUCUAAGAUUGCUGCAGUUUAUGGAUUAAACGUUUCCCUGAUGGAAAGGCUGAUGUCUCGGCCUUUGUAUUUGAGAGAUGAGGAUGCUUGUGGGUCAUAUAAUCCUCUAUUGGUUACUAAGCUUGUGAAGAAUUACAGGUCUCAUGCUGCACUGAUAGCAUUGCCAUCUAAGCUCUUUUACCACAAGGAGCUAGAAGUCUGUGCUGAUCCUUCAGUGGUAAACUCUUUGUUGGGGUGGGUGAAGUUGCCAAGGAAAGGUUUUCCACUAAUUUUUCAUGGAGUGAGGGGCAAUGAAAUGCGUGAAGGCCACAAUCCCUCUUGGUUCAAUCCUACAGAAGCAGUUCAAAUACUACGUUAUUGUUGCCUUCUUGCUAAAAGGAUUAGCCAUACAGUGUCAGAAGCAGACAUUGGAGUAAUUGCGCCUUAUCGUAAGCAGGUGGAAAAAAUUAGACUUCUCUUGCGUAGUGUGGAUCUGGCAGACAUCAAAGUUGGAUCUGUAGAGGAGUUUCAAGGGCAGGAAUUCCUAGUGAUCCUCAUAUCAACAGUCCGGUCAAAUGAAAGCUCACUUAAUGAGGAGAGGUACUUUUUGGGCUUUCUUACUAAUCCAAAGCGCUUUAACGUAGCAAUUACCAGGUCCAAGGCACUGCUGAUUAUAGUGGGAAAUCCUCAUGUGCUCGCCAAAGAUCCUUGCUUUAGUACUUUCUUGGACUACAGUUUGUCCAAUGGAGUUUACGUUGGCUGUGACUUACCACAAGAGCUGCAAAGUCAAAAACAGUGAAUCUCUUUCAGCAAUGCUGGACAAGGAAGAAGUGAGACUA
This is a messenger RNA of Euleptes europaea (tarantolino), 3083 nucleotides long. RefSeq names its product Mov10 like RISC complex RNA helicase 1 (gene MOV10L1). The record is from RefSeq and is a predicted model, not a curated record. The transcript is spliced from 23 exons. Lineage: Eukaryota; Metazoa; Chordata; Lepidosauria; Squamata; Sphaerodactylidae. Gene Ontology annotation, molecular function: helicase activity. The coding region runs from base 5 to 3043 and encodes 1012 amino acids.